CCCCCUUGCUACUACGCAAACAAGAACUCCAACGAUUCCCCCUCGUCCAGAUUUGAUUUCAGGCAGCGUAUGCACCUAAAACAGAUAAUUGGGAAGGUGGAAAAUGUCACCUGAUUCACACUGAACUUUUGAAAAUCUCUCCACCCUCAAACACUCACACACACACACACACACACACAUACACACACACACAUACACACACGCACACGCAUACACACACACAUACACACACACACACACUAGGAGACCGCCCACCGCAAACAGCUAAGACCCCCAUAUAGAUUUAAAGAGAGACUGCACUCAGAUUCUGACGUUCAUUGAAUAGAGCAGUCUGUCUAGUGCUGCUCUCUCCUCCACUUGAUAUUGUCGCUCUCUCGCUCUCUCACACACGCACACACAUACUCACUCACUCACUCGUAUCCUGAGGAUGUUAAAUCAGAGAAACCAGCCGGGCAUGCUUUUACUCCUGAUCCUGCUGUGCCAGUUCAUGGAAGAUCGCACAGUCCAGGCUGGGAAUUGCUGGCUCCGGCAGGCAAAGAACGGUCGUUGCCAGGUCUUGUACAAAACGGGUCUCAGCAAAGAAGAGUGUUGCAGCUCGGGGAGGCUUAGCACUUCGUGGACUGCAGAAGACGUGAAUGACAGCACGCUUUUCAAGUGGAUGAUUUUUAACGGGGGCGCCCCGAACUGCAUCCCUUGCAAAGAAACCUGUGAUAAUGUGGACUGUGGACCUGGAAAGAAAUGCAAAAUGAACAAGAAGAACAAACCUCGAUGUGUCUGCUCUCCGGAUUGCUCCAAUAUCACUUGGAAAGGCCCAGUCUGUGGACUAGAUGGCAAAACCUACAAAAAUGAAUGCGCUCUCCUCAAAGCCAGAUGUAAAGAGCAGCCAGAGCUAGAAGUCCAAUACCAAGGCAAAUGUAAAAAGACCUGUAGAGAUGUUUUAUGUCCAGGCAGUUCCACGUGUGUGGUGGAUCAAAGCAAUAAUGCCUACUGUGUGACAUGUAAUCGGGUUUGUCCAGAGCCUACCUCCUCUGAACAGUAUCUCUGUGGGAAUGAUGGAAUAACUUAUCCUAGUGCCUGUCACCUGAGAAAGGCUACCUGCCUGCUGGGCAAAUCAAUUGGAUUAGCCUACGAGGGAAAAUGUAUCAAGGCAAGGUCCUGUGAAGAUAUCCAUUGUAGUGGUGGAAAGAAAUGUUUAUGGGACUCCAAAGUUGGCAGAGGCCGGUGUUCACUCUGUGAUGAGUUGUGUCCUGAAAGUAAAUCUGAUGAGGCUGUCUGUGCUAGCGACAAUGCCACUUAUGCCAGUGAGUGUGCCAUGAAGGAGGCUGCCUGCUCCACAGGUGUGGUCUUGGAAGUAAAGCACUCAGGAUCUUGCAAUUGAAUCUGCCAGUAAAACCUGAGCCAUUGAUUCUUCAGAACUUUCUGCAGUUUUUGACUUCAUAGAUUAUGUCUUUAAAAGCAAAUCAAAACAAAAAAACCAAAACAAAACAGAACAAAAAAACCCUUAUUGCAUAACAGCAGAUGCAAAAGAGCAUCUCACUGCAAGUCACAUAAAAAUGCACCGCUGUAUUAUGGCUGUUUCAGAGGGCUUUGAAAGCGUGCACUGAGCUGCUUCUGCGCUGUUGUUGUCCUUAUUUAAACAACAGCUCCCCUGUAUUCCCCCAUCUAGCCAUUACUGAAGACACGGAAGAGGAGGAGGAAGAUGAAGACCAGGACUACAGCUUUCCUAUAUCAUCAAUUCUAGAGUGGUAAACCCUUCA
Messenger RNA from Phascolarctos cinereus (koala), 1757 nucleotides. RefSeq names its product follistatin (gene FST). Gene Ontology annotation, molecular function: protein binding; activin binding. The record is from RefSeq and is a predicted model, not a curated record. Gene Ontology annotation, biological process: negative regulation of activin receptor signaling pathway; multicellular organism development; cell differentiation. Gene Ontology annotation, cellular component: extracellular region. Lineage: Eukaryota; Metazoa; Chordata; Mammalia; Diprotodontia; Phascolarctidae.